Serendipita indica DSM 11827 is the source of this 3420-nucleotide messenger RNA. The record is from the annotation of a GenBank genome assembly. NCBI's taxonomy places the organism in Eukaryota, Fungi, Basidiomycota, Agaricomycetes, Sebacinales, Serendipitaceae.
AUGAAUCCGAGUGUCUCACAUUCGCCCGAGUACUAUGCUCCGAAAAAACCCAAGCCCAGUAUCUGGUCUCUCUAUAAUAGUCUCCAAAGAGACAAAGAGUUUCUUGACGACACAGUGAACAACAUGGACUCAUUUCUCACUUUCGCGGGUCUCUUCUCGGCUAUUGUUGUCGCAUUCAUCCUUGAAACUUACAGACUUUUACUGCCCGAUCAAAGCGGUCUGAUCAAACAGCUCUUCACUUCCCAAGGAUCAAAAAUUGGGCUGUCACCAGAAUCCCGACAAGGAGGAACCAAUAAGCUAUCGCAACAUGCAGUUUGCAUCAACGGCCUCUUUUUCGCCAGCCUUUCUGCUACGCUUUCAAGUGCACUCUUCACAAUGCUGCUCAAACUGUGGAUCUUUCAAUCAUAUCAAGCUCUUGAGCGUUUGUCGUCUCCGCGUAUUCGGGCACGUACUCGGCAGCAAAUUUACAACACGAUUCGGAAAUGGGGAGUUACAUAUCGCAUCGCAAUUUUGUCCUCCCUUCUUCAGAUCUCCCUCUGGCUGUUCUUGAUCGGCCUGGUCUACCUCCUCUUCUUCAUCAACACUCGCGUCGCUGGCACUGUUCUCGCUUUCCUGAUUACCAAUGGCGUGUUCUGUGUCAUCUAUCUGGAGAACACAGUAUUGGUGGACGUGAAAAUUUAUGCACCUAUCACACAGUUUUUCCAGAAUCUAUUUCGGGGUAUGAAGCGAAGAAUCCGCUCGCGUGAUAAAGCAGGAGACGCAGGGGAUGAGGAAACAGCAGGAGGUGAAGCAGUGGAUAAGUCAGCAGAUGACAGUCUUCAACGUGACAAGAUACUUGCGCUGAAACAGGACCGGUACGAUACAUUGGACGUAGAAAUUGUUGUUUCAGCAAUGGAAGAGGCGGAUCGGUUGAUGGAAAUGGGUACCAUUCUUCAGUGCUUUGAACAUCUCAUGGAAUUCGAUCUUGUCGCACAGGAGAGACCAUCAGCCUUCUUCCAACGGUCGAUACUUCGCAAUCUUCCUCAAGCGCUGGAGGUUGGUAUUGUGAACCGCCCACGGUGGGAUAAUGGUCAAUUUGAGGAUGCUAUCAUGCUUUGUCGAUUCCUCGACUGGUAUCUUUCCUUGCGGCGUACUGCACAGGAAGAGAAGAGGCUACGACAUCACCUCACAUGCCCGCAGUCAAUACUACCAGCCACGUUAUGCAGGUUUGGCAUUAAGAAGGGGGACGUCAAGGCAAUGCUGUACGGCCAGAUUGCCGCCUGCCGACUACAUCACCUUCUGCAAUCGGAUUCAGUGUCUGAAAAGUUUUGUUUGGAAGCGGCAGUGGCAAUUUUCAAGCAAAUCAACAAGGCACCCGUGGCACUUUGGAUUCCUGACCCUAUCUUCUUUAAGCUGGUGGAUCGUUAUCUGUCAGCCCUUACAGACUGCAUGUCUCGACAUCUACAUCAUUUGACGGGUAAUCGGGCCCAGGAGCUCUUUGCGGAGACAGUCGAGCAAGGAGUGGCCCUGAUCGAGAAUAUUCGGCAUCCAAAAUAUUAUCACAAACUUUUGGAGCGCCUCAGGCGACAAAAUUACCCCGCUCUCUAUCUCAUUCACGACGAUGUGAUUUAUGCAGAGCGAUUCAACCACGGAAUCUAUCCAAACGAUGAAUUAGACUGGAAUGUUGAUAUAUGGGAUGCGUAUAACGCCCGUAGUGAGAUUGAAGACGCAGACUUUCUGGACGAAACGCUGAGUAGCAUGGACGUGCUCCUCGUCUUCGCAGGUCUUCUUUCCGCCAUACUCACGGCAUUCAUCAUCGAAACAUACAAAAUUUUGCAGCCAGACCGAAGUGGAGUAUCAUCACCUAACGAGUUCACUCCACCCCAAUAUGCCGUGCGCGUGAAUGCAUUCUUCUUUGCUAGCCUCUUCACAGCAUUACUCAGCGCGCUUGCUGCAAUGUUGCUCAAGCAGUGGAUUUCGUACUACACCCAGGGCCUCAAGCGCAUCUCCUCAAAGCAGAUUCGCGCACGUACUCGACAGUUUCGAUACGAAGCCAUUCGAAGAUGGAAGCUCAGAGGGCUCGUCAUGCUCGUGCCCAGCAUUCUUCACCUUUCCCUCUUCCUAUUCUUCCUUGGUCUCGUCGACCUCCUCUUCUUUAUCAACAAGAAGGUUUUUGGCAUUGCUACCGCACUCGUCAUUUGCACCGGGGUCUUUUACAUGUUCACCAAUCUGGCGCCUCUGGUGUCGGAAAGCGCACCCUUUCAUUCACCCCUUGCAGAAGGACUCAGAGGUGUAGCAGGGCAAGUAAAGCGAUUGAAUAUAUAUUCACCGCACGAACUUGCAGUAGCAAAGGAUGUGGAAAAAGCCGGAGAUGAGACAGUCGAGAAUCCGGCGGAUCUUAUUUUUCGACAUGGUGAACCACAGGCAUUGAUGAUUCGACGGACACCAACGCUGGACGUUGACGUGGUAGUCCAGCUUAUGGAAGGCGCAGACAAAACGACGGAGGAGUACCUUAUUGACCACUGCUUCGAGAAGCUCAUGACCUUCAAAUUCAUGGCAAGGGAGAACCCAUCUACAUUUUUCCGGCCAUCUAUUCCUCGCAUUUUUCACCAAAUGUCUGGCACAUGUCUGACAAAGGACCGCCAGAAACUGCUACAAUCGCGAGUACAGCAUGCCACUCUACUUUGUCGAUUUCUCGACUGGUACUUGACUCUACGGCGUACCACUGCACAGGAGGAGUGGUUACGCCAUCUUUUCUCAGAGAUAGCAUUGCCACAGCUGUUGCAUGAUCACUGCGUUGCAAACCAGGAUAUCGUUGGCAUGCUACGAGGUCAGACGGCUCAUUGUCGACUACAGCAUCUUCUGGAGCCAGGUGGUGGUUCCUGUUCGGCCUGUUUGUCGCAGACAUCCGUCAUGUUUCAAUAUUUUGAGAACGUGCCGGACAAAAUCUUCGAUGAUGCUUCAUUCAACGCUGCCGACGAUGCAUCAUUGCUAGACGCAAUAAAUCGAUAUCUAUUGUGUCUCACUGAAUGCAUAGCCCAUUCUACACAAUUAGGCAAGGUAGAUCGGGCGGGUCCCGAGCUUGUGGACACCACCCGGAUGGCAAAGAAAAUCAUCUCGAAAACUGGUGCAAACCCGACAUUCUAUCGCGCCAUUUCUACCCACCUCUCGAGGCAGAAUUAUGUAAAUAAUCCACUCGCUGAGAUGUGGAAGACGGCUCUUCUCGAUGCAAUCAAGAAAAGUGUUCGCCUCGACAUUUUCUCGCCUGACGGCGAGCGCCUUACAUUCCGUGAACAUCCUCGGGUGAUUCAUAUACCUCCGAGUGUGCAGAGUGUGCCAUUCCAGAUUCGUCAGCCUCGAGAUUGGCAGAAAGCAGACAACUACGUUGAUGCGGAAAUUAUUCGCCGAAACAAUCACAUAUUGUCGUCCAACGACCCAUGA